CAAAUCCCGACGUGGCUCUCCUGAGCUGCCCCCCGCGCUGUCCAACUCCCCAUCCCUCCUGCUAGUGUGCGGCAGCCUGCUGCACUGGCAUCGAGAUCCCAGACCGAGUACAUGUGGCUGUUCGAUUUGUCGCGACAAUGAAGGGUUUCAGACAGAGAGUGCAUGAGCAGUUGUCGAGGGCCAAAGAAGCCAAUAAAUCCUCGAAAAAGAAAGACUCGGCACAAUCCCAAAAUCAUACCGCCCUCGGAGUCAAUCAUGGACAGCAGUCCUCGUCCCCUAACCAGGGCACCCCGACCUCGUCUACCACGUCCGUGAAUGAUACUAGAGGGAAGUCUCCGGACAAUGGCUUGCAGGCGGGAAUGUAUCCUCCUGGAACUCCUACCAAGCAGGGACAGCCGAUGGCCCCGAGCGUGGUUAUCAGUCCAAGCGCACCGCAUGUCCCUCCCCCUGGAGCCGCCGAGACGAUGCCAGGAGACCUGGCCCCUCCCCGGAAGUCCCAUGUCUUCGAUCGCCUGCAAACAACUCCCAAGGAUAUGUCCGAAGGAAUCCGAACCCCUAAGCGCCAGCAUUCGUCGCGAUUCGAUAUUUCCGACCAGCGCCAGAGAGAGUUGGAGAAGCUGGAAAGUUUCCACGAGGUCCCUCCCCAUCGUCGCCAAUCCCUCUUCAUGCAGAAGAUCGACCAAUGCAAUAUUAUCUUCGACUUCAAUGACCCCACUGCCGAUAUGAAGUCCAAGGAGAUCAAGAGACUGGCCCUCCACGAGCUUCUAGACUACAUCGCCAACAACCGCUCGGUGAUCACGGAACCCAUGUAUCCUCGGGUAGUCGAGAUGUUCGCUAAGAAUCUUUUCCGACCAAUUCCGCCCCCGGUGACUCCCCAAGGCGAGGCGUUUGACCCUGAGGAGGACGAACCGGUGUUGGAAGUCGCAUGGCCCCAUAUCCAGGUGGUAUACGAGUUCUUUCUACGCUUCAUCGAGAGCCAAGACUUCAACACGAACAUCGCCAAGGCGUAUAUCGACCAUCACUUUGUGCUUCAGUUGUUGGAGCUGUUUGACUCUGAAGACCCCCGGGAGCGCGAUUUCCUCAAGACCACCUUGCACCGUAUCUAUGGGAAAUUCUUGAACUUGCGAUCAUAUAUUCGCAGAUCUAUCAACAACGUUUUCUUCCAGUUCACGUACGAGACUGAGCGAUUUAAUGGAAUUGCGGAGCUGUUGGAAAUCCUGGGCUCUAUCAUCAACGGCUUUGCUCUUCCUUUGAAGGAAGAACACAAGCUUUUCCUGACCCGUGUCCUGCUUCCCUUACAUAAGGUCAAAAGCUUGAGCAUGUAUCACCCGCAGUUGGCCUACUGUAUCGUUCAGUUCCUCGAGAAAGACUCGACGUUGACGGAAGAUGUGGUUCUUGGUCUGCUGCGCUACUGGCCCAAGACAAACAGCACGAAGGAGGUCAUGUACUUGAAUGAGGUGGAAGACAUCUUCGAGGUCAUGGACCCGGCCGAGUUCGCCAAGGUCCAGGUGCCUCUGUUCCAGCAACUCGCGAAAUCAGUCGCCAGCCCACAUUUCCAGGUCGCGGAGCGUGCCCUCUACUUCUGGAACAACGAAUACUUCUGUAACCUGGUCAGCGACAAUGUGGAGAUCAUUUUGCCGAUCAUGUUCCCUCCGUUGUACGAGAACUCCAAAGGACACUGGAAUCGAACGAUUCAUAGCAUGGUCUACAACGCCAUGAAGAUGUUUAUGGAGAUCAACCCACAGCUGUUCGACGAAUGCUCCCAUGAUUACAAUGAAAGGCAGAACAGUGCCGAGGAGCGGGAGAUUGGUCGACAGAACCGGUGGGAGAAGGUGUUGGAACGAGCCAAGGAGAGGAAGAAUGGAGUUACUGUGCCCCCGCAAUGCCAGGUCGCCGAAAUUCCAGUCCACUUAGACGAUAUCGAUACGAUCACCCGCGACAGUCAGCAGCGUCUUCAUGCGCUGAGAUUGGAUGACUCGGGUGCAGGGACGGAGCGACGACCUCGAGAAAGCACGGCAUCUUCGGUUAGUAUUCAGGUCCCCGAAUAGCUUGUGUGGUCAUGUUCUGCCCAUGACGUUGUCGCACUUGACCCGCCAAUCCCCUACAAUUUUGCUUUGUCGUUGUCUUUGCUAAGAAUUCGCCGAUUUCCAUCGUACAGCAAGCGUGAUUCUAACGUUGGAACGUCCGUUUUAUCCAGAGACGGCGCCGCGGCUCCUCUGAUGAUACUCGAAGGCGAAGAAGUGGUA
Molecule: messenger RNA, 2246 nt
Organism: Aspergillus ibericus CBS 121593
Lineage: Eukaryota; Fungi; Ascomycota; Eurotiomycetes; Eurotiales; Aspergillaceae
Product: protein phosphatase 2A regulatory subunit RTS1
Exons: 8
Coding region: 138-2048 (636 amino acids)
Biological process (GO): signal transduction
Cellular component (GO): protein phosphatase type 2A complex
Molecular function (GO): protein phosphatase regulator activity
Source: RefSeq, a predicted model, not a curated record